Messenger RNA from Ooceraea biroi (clonal raider ant), 3932 nucleotides. RefSeq names its product phospholipase B1, membrane-associated. The record is from RefSeq and is a predicted model, not a curated record. Gene Ontology annotation, molecular function: glycerophospholipase activity. Lineage: Eukaryota; Metazoa; Arthropoda; Insecta; Hymenoptera; Formicidae. Gene Ontology annotation, biological process: phospholipid metabolic process.
GAGUUUUCCCUGAAGGAUGUUAAAAAAUAAAUAAGAAACUUCGUAUCCGGUAUAUGCAAAAAUUAUGGUUCAUUGCUGUUGGCGGUCACAGCAAUUGUACAAUGGCGAUCUUGGCUCUCAUUAUUGGAUAGCGACGAUCAAGGUCGUCAGGUCUUCGCUGUAUCCGAGUCUUCGUCGCAAGUUCAGUUGCAUGAUCAGUCACUAAGUAUUUAGAUCUCGAACGGUGCAACACGCCUACAAGUUGCAACGGAUCAAGUUUCACAGCUCGGAUGUAAGUUUCGAAGUAAUUCUAAGAAUUCCGGGUUAUCGGUGCUCACAUCAGGAUCAUGUGGAAGUGGUGGCAGUUCUAUUGUGUCCUGUUGCACUUAUGGGCGAGAUCGUCGUGCCAGAAAACUGCCCUUGACUCUCCUUUCAAUUUAAUGGUUCUUCGCGCAUUUCGAAAUUGGAGCUUCGAUGCCUUCGGUCGGACAGGAACGGAAGAAAGAUAUCUACAAUUAGCGAGAGAUGCGGGCAAAGUGCAAGAAGUCAUUCCCGAUCAUGUCCCGUUUCCAUGCAACGUAACAGUGAAGCGAUCGGCGGAGAUACCAAAUUCGGUACACAAAUUAAGACCGGGAGAUAUCGAUGUAAUUGCCACGAUGGGUGAUUCACUUACAGCCGGAGCUGGGAUUUUUGCAAAUAAUAUUUUUCAAGUGAUAGUGGAAAACAGAGGAGUUACUGCAACCGGCGGAGGUCAAGGCACAUGGAAGCAAUAUCUCACUCUUCCUAAUAUUAUUAAGGAAUUCAACCCUAAUUUGAUAGGAUAUGCACUGGGAGAUGCAUUAGCAUCACACGAAGCAUCGCAACUGAAUGUCGCUGAGAGCGGUGCCUUUUCCGAGGAUAUGCCAUACAUGGCUGAGGUACUAGUUAAAAGGAUCAAAAGCGACCCAAGAAUAGAUCUGCAGAAGCAUUGGAAGUUCGUUUCAAUAAUGAUCGGAGACAACGAUUUUUGCACCAACAUGUGCUGGGUUUCAUCACCUUGGUCGAUCCUCGAGAAACACAAAGAGCAUAUGCUCCAAGUUUUGCGGACACUCAGGGACAAUCUACCACGGACAUUCGUGGCAUUGAUUCCACCACCGCAUUUGAAAGCUUUGGUUGAAACUCGUAUAGGACGACCAUCUUUUAAAUGUUUUGUCACAACAGAUAUAGAAUGCUCUUGUAUGUUCGGCAGUGUAUUUCAGAAAUCUAAAUCAACAUAUUACGAAAUUAUGAGACGGUGGCAAGAGAUGGAUUUAGAAAUCGCUGCUUCUCCAGAAUUCCAGAGAAAUGAUUUCGCAGUCGUUGCUCAGCCCCUCAUGAUGGAUGCAAGCAUACCACUUGCUUCAGAUGGAUAUAGUGAUAUUACGUAUUUAAGCAGCGAUUGUUUCCACAUUAGUCAGAAGGCAAAUGCCUGGUUUGCUAAUUCUCUGUGGAACAAUUUGUUGGCGCCGGUUGGCACUAAAGAAACGAAGUUGCAUGGUCUCUUUGAAAGGUUUCAUUGUCCAACACCGGAGCGGCCUUAUCUAGCUACAAUGUUGAAUUCGAGGAAACAAAGCUUCUGAUAAAAUAAUGACUACUAUUUACAUGAAAGGUUUCGAUAUUCGAAGAAAGAAACAUUAUCAGUUGUGUUAUUUGAUCACUGAAAUAGCUAUGCAAUAUCAUAAUUUUCAGGCGAACUUAUAGUAUUAUAGUUAUUUAAUCGUCGAUAUAGUGCCAUAAUGUUAUUCAUUAAGCCCUUAUACAGCAAAAAGAUGAUAUUAAAGUUGAAAACUUAUCUUUGCCAGUCGAAUAAAUAUGAAGAAAUAAAAGGUGGAAACUUCAAUUGAUUCGGCCUUAACUGGCAAUAUAUUUGAUAAAAUUAAUCACUACGUUUAUCAUAUUUCACCGUUACCUUUCUACUGUGAAAAACUAGGUUGAAUUUGCGUUUGUAAAUAUGCGGAGGAAGAACAAGUUCUACGAGCUUCCAAUUUAAUGGUGUUUACUAUGAACAGAUUUUUGGAAGCCCAAUGGGCUCUCUAUUGUCGCCUGUAUUGGUCGACAUUGUACUGGAUGAUCUCGAAAUUUAUUGUCUUUCUACGCUUGAAUUUAAUGUGCCAGUUUUUUAUCGGUAUGUUGACGAAAUUUUUGCAAUUCUUCCAAAUGACAAAGUCCAUUACGUUCUGCAAGUCUUUGAUUCAUAUCAUGACAGAUUGAGAUUUACAGUUGAGGUAGAAAAAAGUAAUAGUCUAAAUUUUCUUGAUACCACUGUAAUUAGAGACAAUCAGCUGCUGAUUACUAACUGGUACCGUAAACCUACGUCUUCCGGAAGGUACAUUAAUUAUUUUUCUCAUCACCCACAGGAAUAUAAAGUCAGUAUUAUAACGAGCCUUGUUGAUAGAGCUAUUUUACUAUCCGAUGCGAGAUUCCAUGACUCUAAUAUUGAGAUUGUAAAAAACAUUUUAAAAAACAACUGUUAUCCUCCAGAAUUCAUAAAUAGGAAUGUUGUUAGAAGACGUUUGUACCUUACGCGUGGCGAAUUUAACUACGACACAAUUGAGGACACGGAGAAAAAGUAUUUCACCGUGCCGUACAUCAAAGAUUUAAGUGAGGGUAUUGAAAGGAGCUUGAAGUCUUUUGGUUUUAGUGUGAUUUAUAAUAUACCUAAAAAGCUUGAUAACAUUAUAAGGAGAGGUAAAGAUCGAUUAGAUGAUUUACAAUGUACCGAAGUAGUUUAUAAAAUUGAACGUAUUGACUGUGAAGCUUGCUAUACAGGGCAAACCAAAAGACAUUUAAGAACAAGACUUAGCGAACAUAGAUUUGACAUCCGCAAAAAUGCUAGUGACCACUCAGUUGUCAGUAAACAUCGUCUUUUCAAUAGGCAUGAAUUUGAUUGAUCACAACCUGUCAUUUUACAUCGCGAAAAAUUUAGAAGGAAGAGAGAGAUCGCUGAGAUGUUCUAUAUUAAAAAACAUAGCAACACCAUUAACCUUCAAACUGAUACGGAUAACUUGCCUGACAUCUACGUUAAUAAUUAAUAAGACUCACAUAAAUAGACUAGCAUUAUGUGGUUUACCUUCACUGUUCGCGAACGUACCUUUCUGUCCGACUUGACUUUUAUCUGAUAACGUGUAAUUUUUCUGUUCUGUUGUGACAAUUGACCGUUUACCACUUGUUGACAUGAUUCUUUAUUUAUUUAUAUAUUUAUUUUUCUGUGACAUUUUUAUACUCUAGUGACAUGUAAGUUUUUAUUUGCUGUUUUGUCCUUUUUUCUACAUUUCAAGUCUAAUUAGCGCAUAUCGUAUAUUAUUAUAUUUGUAACAUAAUUGUUGUUUAUUUGUACAGAAUAACUUAAUGUCUGAUUUUGUAUAAUUUUCACCUGAGGAGGACCCAAACCAAGGGUCGAAACGUAGUGAUUAAUUUGAUCAAAUAUAUUGCCAGUUAAGACCGAAUCAAUUGAAGUUUCCACCUUUUAUUUCUUCUUAUAGAGCAAAGCUUUAUAGAGAUAUAGAACUAAAAACUUGUUUCAAUUAUUGUUCUAUAAGGAAACCCAUAAAGAGUUAAACAAUAUUAAAAACUGCCAAGUAUAAUCUUUUAUCUUUCAAUACUCUCUUUAGAUUAAUAAUAUACUCGAUAUAGAUACACUUGUCUUUCAACAAGUAUCCAAACGAAUUUAAAUAUAUGAAGCGAUGUAAGCAAAUAUUAGUAUAAGAAGCGAAAGGAUUUGUUAUAAAGCCGGCUCUAGUCCUAUCUUAUUCACAUACUUUAUCUACUAUCGUAUAGAGUCGUAUAGAGAGAUACGAAAAAACGCAGAGAAAUCGAUAAAUAUGUACAUUGUAUAAUACAUAUAUCGUAUAUCUGUAAUGUAUGUUAUAAAGCACAGAGCUAUAUAAUUUUUCGUAUAUAAUUUUUGCUAGUUUAAAUAAAUUAAAUUUAUACAA